Molecule: messenger RNA, 4155 nt
Organism: Rhopilema esculentum
Lineage: Eukaryota; Metazoa; Cnidaria; Scyphozoa; Rhizostomeae; Rhizostomatidae
Product: hydroxylysine kinase
Molecular function (GO): amino acid kinase activity
Source: RefSeq, a predicted model, not a curated record
AUACUGAUAGUUCCAACUCAUAAAAUCAUAAAAGUAUAAAGCUAUACAAACGGGUUUGACCCCAGCCCCAGGACACGUCUCGUGAGCAGCUAUACGAAGUCUUUGCUCAUUUCGUAUAGCACUUAAGCUAAGCAUUUAACUUUUGGUUAUGCAGUUGGCAAAACAGGGCAACUUAGUAAGCUGCAAAGGGGCAUUUUACCUAAUUUUAUUCAUAUGACAAAUGUCAAAGUCCAGCCCGAUGAAAAGGUUUUAAAACGAAUACUUUUCGCCCCAUUAAAACAAGGUUCCCCUUUCGAAAAACCAAAUAAUCCUUUUAAAAAACAGCUCAGCUCGUGUGACAGCUCUUUGCUAUUAAACUAUAUUUUGAUUGUUGAUUUCGUGUUUCCCUGCAGGGCACACGCCACCAGGGGGCCGAAGGAGCCAUGCUCCCCACUUUUUGGCAAACAAAAAUAUUUCCACUACUAUGUUUUGUUGUUUUGAAGCACUCAAUUUGCCCUUUACGAUUUCCAAAAGCACUAGCGACAAACUCAAGUUGUUUGUUUGUUACAACAGCGUAUUGUACAACGAGACUACCACUUUCGCAAUUUUUCAAGUGUUCUAUUGAUCAGUGAGUCUAGCUCCUCCAUUGAGCUCCCCGAUGUUUACGUCCUGUCAGGAGAACGAGCCGUGUAUCAUUGUUUUUGUCCAGAAACAAUGUUGGCAAAGUAGUGCACUGAAGCCUGCAGGGAGAACGUCAUUGUUUGUUUACAGCACUGAUUUUGUGUAAACAAGAAUUCACCAAUAGGUUUUCUGAUCAUUUGUCGUUUGGGAAUACAAGAAUGACUCAGUCUGAAUCUGGAUAUAAUAGAUUUGCCCUGCGACCGACGCUUUCCAUGGAAAUGGUAAAACAGCUUGCUGGAGAUGUCUUUGGCCUAAAUGUGGAUUCUGCAGACCCAAUCGAAGAACUUUGUGCCUAUUUAGAUAGAAAUUAUUGCAUUUCGGGAAAGCUUUCCUUCCCGGAGGAAGCAGUUGUAAGGACUGCAACUGCAAAAGCUGUGACAAAUAAUCCGAGAGACGGGAAUAUAUCGAAAAGAUAUGUGUUGAAGGUGGUGAACGCGAAUGAGACAUUCUUUAGAGGUGAAUCUACGCUAGAUGGCACAGACGAAUGCAUAAUGUACCUGCACGGAGCAAUUGGAAAGCAUGUCGAUAUACCAAUGCCGCAAAAAACGACCAAUGGGACAUACAAGAAGUUGGUUUGUGUUCCAACCAAGAGAUCGUGUUUAGCUGAUGAAUUUAUCAAUGCAGCUGAAGAAUUAGCUAUUGAAGAAGGUCUUUUGGACCGCGAAUCAGCAAGUGAAGACAAAAAGAAAAAUAUAGUGCAAGUGCCUCAUUAUAUCAGGCUCCUCACAUACAUUGAAGGAGUCGUUUUGGGCAGGACCAUUCCAACCAACGAAUUGCUGCUACACGAGGCUGGAAAGCUAGCUGCCAAGGUUUCAUCUGCACUUCAGCAUUUUACGUGUACAGCAUUGGAGAGGAAGUGGUCGGUAUUCGAUAUCAAAUACUUGGAUGUUCUUGGCACUGAAAAAUAUCUGAACGCAGUGCCAGGUAUGCAGCUAAGGAGGAGCAUUGGGUCUUUUCUUCAGAAAUUUAACAAUGCAAUAACGCCAUUCAAAUCUUCUUUGCCAACGCAAAUGAUUCAUUCUGAUAUCAGUGAAAAUAACAUAAUCAUACCAAGCGAAGACAAUGGAUCGAGGAUCUCUGGAUUGAUAGACUUUGGUGAUCUGAUUCAUUCAUAUCGUCUAAGUGAAAUCGCUAACUGCAUGGCUCAUAAUGGCACCAGGAGAGGCAACCCGAUAGAAGAUUGUGGGAUUGUUUUAUCUGGUUACUUAUCAGAGUGUGAACUGACCGAAAGCGAGUUCGGCUGUUUGUAUUAUUUUGUCAUAGGUCGUUUGCUACAGUGUGCGGUACUGGGCUUUCAUACUAUGACGAGACAAGGGUUUUCACAAAACAAUUAUGUUUUGGAUUUAACAGAAAGGUCCGUAAAAUCGUUUAAGCUUUUUCUGGAUCAUUUACACGACGAAAAACAAAUUGUAGACAGUUGGCGAAAGAUUGGUCAGUAGCUGCCUUUACAGAUGUACACUAAUUGAUUUUAUCGAUCUUACUAAGCUGUUUACUAGUAAACAUAUAGAAUAGAUGACCCGACAAUUUCUUACCUUGCCUUAUGAUGCGAGAAAAAUUGACCACCAUUUCAUUUAUCUUAUUGAAAGACGGGGGCCUAUUAAAAGUUUGCAGCUGCGAGGGCGCAACCUUUUUCCUACGUGUGGCCUACGGAUUUGGCGAUGGAGUUUUCUGCGGAUUGCGGCUUCUGCAUAGGAUGCGUCUUGCACCUUUCUGUGUCAAUUGGCAACUGUUUAUGGCUGUUAGGAUUUGAACAAAAUUCAACAACCAAUAGAUGACAAAUAGGGUUUGGAUCGACGCAUGUUUGUGAGACAAGGGAGUGAGAGCCAUAAAGCUUGGUACACAGUUAUUUUCAGCAAUGUUUUCCUUCUCUUAUUAGCGAGUGGUUUCCUUUUUGUGUCAGUGCACGUUUCGCUAUCGCGGCCGCGUCUUUUGACUUGUUUUUGCACGAUUUUACGGCUUUUGAACCGCCUAUAAUAGGUCCCCAAAAACUCUUGAAAGUAUUAUAAAGGGCGGAUUUUCCCCACAGAUUUUAUAUUCGAUUUUCCUACUGUUGAGAAGAUUGAGCCAAAUAGCACACUGGAAUUUGGUUUUUCAAAUACUACUAUUUUGCAUAGCUAUUUAUGCAUAUGACUAAACUUUUGUGAAUCUCGCACCAACACACGCACCCACCAAUUCUCUUUAUUAAAUCAUUUAAACAAACGCGUAGAGCCUGGGCUCUAAAUUUCGUCACCAUGAUUACCUUAUUGUUUAUUAAUUCUAUACACGUGCUUCCAACACCUUUUUAGCGGGUAUCUAAUGUAAUUUGAGUACAUUGAUUUUUUUUAUAAAAACGUUUUACAGAGAAAACCAUUGCUGCUAAGUAGUUCAAACGACUAACAGUACUAGCUCACAAUAUUUAAAAAAUUUUCAGAUGCUUAUUCUGAAGUUAUGCAAUCAUAAAUACUACGUUGAUUCAACAUAACUAAAUAGUUAACAAAUUGUAUUGAAGUUUCAACAUUAUCUGGUUACAAAUAAAGGAAAUCGCAUUACAUUAGUUUUCUAUUUCAUCAUCCUUUUCUGCAAGCCCCAGAAAUCAAGAAAAUUAAAAGAGCUGAAAUCGUGCGAAAAAUUGAGCACAGAAUUUGGCAAAUUCGUUUAAAGGAGUCAGCAAAAAAUAGUUUGAAAAAGAAUUUGGUAGUUUGAGCUUACGAGAUCUGUGCUGGAAAAGAGCAAUCUUAACAGACCUGUUUUGAAGUCUAAAAUGGAUUUCUCAUUCGAUUUUUCAAACUCUUUUGUAAAGGCAGUGCCAAAAGUUUACCGUUGCCACGAGGUGUGUUCUAUUCACCUCAUUGACCGUUGCCAAUUCAAUGCUAGUUGUCAAAUGAAAGCUCAUAUUCAAAAAGUCAGUUUUAUGAUCUUGAACCGAUAGGAAUCAGUCAGUUUUACGACUUGUAUAUAAUUUAAAGGCAAUAAAAUUCUGACUGGCCUAGGUCUUCUUUCUUGGCUACAUAACGCUACAAUUUUGAAUGGUAUUCCUCUUCUCGCAAUGGGGUUGAAACUCUAUGCUCCUCGCAAAAUUCAGAACGUAGCAAAGUACACUAUUGCCUAACCUUAAAUUUUAUAUAAAAAUCCUCAUCAAAGGAAAAAAGAAGCAUUUUCCUUGGAAAAGCUCCCUUGGAUGUACACAAUGUCAUUCAGCAUUUGCACCUCUGCAAUGUCAUGACAUGAAAAUUAUUUUACACAGUUUUUCCAGAAGCACUUUACCUCCAGAACCACUUAAGCAACGUUAAAAGGUACACUUGGGGCUUAAUAACGCUUGACGAAAUUUUUUUCAUAGAUAUUUGAUUCAAAAGAACUCUAAGUUCAAGGAACUGAUAUCCAAAAGUGCACCUGUGACGACCUGUUUUUCACGUCGCCGUUUAACCUUGUUUAAUGUUUUUCCAGAAAUGUUCGGAUAGGUAUCUCUCUUUGCGCCCUUCAUGUUGCGUUAAUUUGUGUAUAGAACAAGUCUGUAAU